Molecule: messenger RNA, 2384 nt
Organism: Colletotrichum navitas
Lineage: Eukaryota; Fungi; Ascomycota; Sordariomycetes; Glomerellales; Glomerellaceae
Product: aspartate kinase
Exons: 4
Coding region: 472-2103 (543 amino acids)
Biological process (GO): L-homoserine biosynthetic process
Cellular component (GO): cytosol
Molecular function (GO): aspartate kinase activity
Source: RefSeq, a predicted model, not a curated record
UCGAGGAGUCGGGUAAAUAGAAAAAGAAAAAAAAAAUGGACCGUCAUUGACGGUCGCAGCCGGAUCCUGAGAUGGGAUCUUUAGACGUGCGAGGAAGAAGGCCACCGACUCUACCAAAAAGGCCACUGACCGAACUGGGUGGAGGAUCGCGACGUUACCUCACAUCGAAGACGCUGGGAUACCAUAGACUUUGAAUCCCCCUACCUCCCCUCGCUGAUGGUCGUGGUUCACCGUACGUUGGAAGAAAACCCUGUUUACCUUGUUGUCGCAAGUUUGGAAAGAAAUUGAUAUAUGAGGCCCUGGUAAACCAAGCUGUUGCACGCCCAUCGGAACCAAAGGCCAAGGUCCACAGCUGCCGGUCGACGCAUAUAGGAACACCACCACCACCUCCGUCACCACACCACCCACCAGUGCCCUCCCGCAUCCGACCGCCGUCUGCCCGUCCGCCCGUCCGUCGCGGCACAUCCCACCAUGCUCGGCGCCAAUGACAGCAGCAGGCCGUGGCUCGUACAAAAGUAUGGCGGGACGAGUCUGGGGAGGCUCCUCGAUCCCAUCUGCAGCAACAUCAUCCCGUCGCAUCGGCGGGACCACAACCUCGUCGUCGUGUGCUCGGCACUAUCCGGCUCCACCAAGGCGGGCGGCACGACGAGCCUCCUGCUGGAGUGCAUAGCCCACGCCGAGGCCGGCGUCCCCGCCCAGGCCCAGCUGAACCGGGCUGUCGACGCCGUGCGGGACAACCACGUGCGGCUGCUCGAGAAGCACCUCAUCAACUCCAACGGCACGUGUAGCGACCUGUGCCACGACAUAUUCGACAUCACGCGGGACGUCAUCGUCAGCGAGUGCGAGAGCCUCCGCGGGUUCCUGCUCGCCGCGCAGAUCAUCCAGGAGCUGUCGCCCCGGGCGCAGGACCGCGUCGUCUCGCUCGGCGAGAGGCUGGCGUGCAGGGUCGUGUCGGCCCUGCUCAACAGCAAGGACGUCCCCGCAGAGCCGGUGAUUCUCGACGACGUCGUCGAGGCGGCUUUCGGCGGCAGCGCCGCCGACCAGAAGGCGGCGUUCGACGGCCUCGGCCCGUGCUUCUACCACAUCGUCGCCGAUGAGAUCGCCAAGCGGGUGCGCGCAUGCGGCGACAGCGUUCCCGUCGUCACGGGCUCCUUCGGCCUUAUGCCGGGCUCGCUGCUCCAAGGCGUCGGCCGCGGGUACUCGGACCUCUGCGCCGCCAUGUGCGCGGUCGGCGUCAAGGCCGCCGAGCUGCAGAUCUGGAGGGAGGUGGAAGGCGUUUUCACGGCGGACCCACGCAAGGUCCCCUCGGCGCAGCUGCUGCCGACAGUCACCCCCGAGGAGGCGACGGAGCUGACGUACUAUGGCAGCGAGGUCAUCCACCCGCUGACCAUGGACCAGAUCCGCUGCGCGAGCAUUCCGCUGCGGCUCAAGAACGUCUUGAACCCGGCGGGGACGGGGACCGUCGUCUACCCGACGUGGACGCCGUCCCCGCCCCUCACGCCGCCGAUGGCGACGAAGGUCACGGGGGACGACGUCAAGCCGUCGCUCCCCACAGUCGACUUCCUGGUAGGCAACGGAUGCCGCGGCGCGCAGCGGGAGAGACGGCGGCCGACGGCUAUCACGGUCAAAGACGACAUCAUGCUGGUCAAUGUGGCGGCCAAUAGGAACACCAAGUCACAGGGGUUUCUCGUCGGCGUGUUCGAACGGCUCGAGGAGGCGCGGAUCCAGACGGACCUCGUGACGACGAGCGAACGCAACGUAAGCCUCGCGUUCCGGCAUAUCGACGACGGCUCGUGUCGAUAUCAGAGGCUGAAUACCGAGUUGGAGAAGUUCGGAAAGGUCAUCGUCACGGAAAACAUGUCGAUCGUGACGGUCGUCGGGCAUAAAAUGCGGAACAUGGUUGGCAUAUCGGCGGAGAUCACGAGCGCGCUGGCGUCGGCCAAGAUCAACAUCUUCAUGGUGAGCCAGGGAGCGAGCGAGAUCAGCGUAUCGCUCAUCGUCCGCGCCGAGGACGCGGCCGUCGCGCUCAACGUGAUCCACAGGAAGGUCCUUCGCAUCCCGACGCACUGGGAGCAAGAGAGUAACCUCAUCAAAGGUCCAUAGCUUUACUGAUGCAGCGGCGGACCGGCCGCACAGCGCACCGUGUAGGCGGAUCGUGCCUUCUGGACGAAGAGGCCCACGGAUAUGUUGAGAGUUGGAUGAAGAUAAGGCGGCAAGACUGACGGGGAUCGGGGUCAGCUUGCAUGCGGGGAGUUCCUAGUUGUGGGGGAGAAGUCAUGGGGGGGAAGUAAUACACAAAAGCAACGUAUAUGGUGUGCAAUACGCACCACUAGUCACGUAUCUAGGCCUAUCAGUCAACCCCUCUAAUAGACUAUAUAUACAGA